CUCUCCUUGAGCCACUUCACUUCCCCUCAACACAAACAAGAAACUAAACCAUAAAACUCCCAAAACCCUCCUCCCAUUUUUGCAUUUUUUGCAUUAGCAUUCCACAAUGGCACGAGCACAACAACGUUAUCGCGGCGUCCGACAAAGGCAUUGGGGUUCCUGGGUGUCUGAAAUCCGUCACCCGUUACUGAAAACGAGAAUUUGGCUAGGGACAUUUGAGACAGCUGAGGAUGCUGCAAGAGCCUACGACGAAGCAGCAAGGCUAAUGUGUGGUCCGAGGGCGAGAACCAACUUCCCCUACAACCCAAACAUGCCGCAGACAACCUCGUCCAAGCUACUCUCCGCAACCUUAACAGCCAAAUUGCACAGAUGCUACAUGGCCUCUCUUCAAAUGGCCAAAACAUCAUCACCACCACCUCAAACUCCACGAAUCGCGCCGCCGCUUCCACAAAACCCCCAUGUCCCCGCCGCAAAUUUCGCCGUCUGGUCGCCCCCAGACAAGCCGCAGCCGCCGCAGACGGCGGCAACCGCCGCCGUGGGCGGCGGAAUUGGAAACACAACACCGCAAUUCAUAAAGCCUCUUGAAGAUGACCACAUUGAACAGAUGAUUGAGGAGCUUCUUGAUUAUGGGUCCAUUGAGCUUUGCUCUGUCAUUCCAUCAUCACAGCCCAUGAUUUAAUCAUUCUUUCUGUUCUGUUCUGUUCUGUUCUUCUCCCACCCACCCACCCACCCACAUUUUGCUAAUCUUAACCCAUUCUUCUUCUUCGGAGACUCCAUAGCCAAUUCCUAUCAGUUCUCUGAAAUCUGCAGAUUACAACUUGCAGAUUCAUGAUCUGAUACAUGAGAAUUAAUUAUCUUGGGAGACUUGUAGUCUGCAGUCGUAUUAUUAGUAUUACCAGGUUACAUUUCCUCUGUUUCCACCCCCUAAUUGGGUGAUCAUCAUGUAUGUACAUAUAUAUAUAUUUUAUAUAUAUUAGUAAUACAGGGUACUCUGUUAUCAAUUCUUCCAACUUUAAUGGUAAGAUUAAUUAUAAUUA
Ipomoea triloba (trilobed morning glory) is the source of this 1037-nucleotide messenger RNA. RefSeq names its product ethylene-responsive transcription factor ERF003-like. Gene Ontology annotation, biological process: regulation of DNA-templated transcription. The record is from RefSeq and is a predicted model, not a curated record. Bases 107 to 679 code for a protein of 190 amino acids. NCBI's taxonomy places the organism in Eukaryota, Viridiplantae, Streptophyta, Magnoliopsida, Solanales, Convolvulaceae. The transcript has 2 exons. Gene Ontology annotation, molecular function: DNA-binding transcription factor activity; DNA binding.